Molecule: messenger RNA, 1872 nt
Organism: Guillardia theta CCMP2712
Lineage: Eukaryota; Cryptophyceae; Pyrenomonadales; Geminigeraceae
Exons: 2
Coding region: 1-1872 (623 amino acids)
Biological process (GO): mRNA splicing, via spliceosome
Cellular component (GO): U4/U6 x U5 tri-snRNP complex
Molecular function (GO): protein binding; U4 snRNA binding; U6 snRNA binding
Source: RefSeq, a predicted model, not a curated record
AUGUGCGGAAGCUUCAGCAAAGACAGCAGAUUGGUCGCCACUGGGUCAAAAAAUGGGCUAGUACGAUUGUGGUGUGUAGAGACAGGGAAGUGUUGGAAAGAGCUCCCAGGACACGAGACAAUGAUAAGAAGCAUAUCGUGGGGUCAGGAUGGAAGGAUGCUGGCUGCUGUGUCACAGAACGGCACAACAAGAGUAUGGAAGGAGCCUUGGACUGAAGAAGCCUGCCAAGUGCUGGCUGGACAUGGGGAAACCAUCAAUUCCGUUUCUCUGGGGCCUGACGGAAAGAUGCUCGCUGCCGCGUCAAACGAGAAAAAAGUUUGGGUAUGGAAUGUGGAGACGGGGGAGGUCCGCUUGGAGCUGAAAGAGCAGGUCGAAGGCGGGGUGACGAGCGUAGCAUGGAGACCGGACGGAAAGAUGAUCGCCUCCGGGUCCUUAGACAAGGCGAUACAAGUGUGGGAAGUAGACAGUGGGAGGCUGUGCCGGUUGCUUGAAGGGAAGCAUGGGCACGAGGAAUACGUAACAUGUGUGAUAUGGUCGUGGGAUGGGAGAUCGCUGGCUUCUGCAUCAGAAGACAAGACCAUACGAGUAUGGAACGCCGAGACCUGGGAGCUACAACAAGUUCUCAUGGGACAUAGAGAGAGCAUAGAGAGCAUCGUGUGGGCACAGGACGGCAGGAUUAUAGCCUCUGGAUCGCCACAUGAUAAGACAGUGCGGUUGUGGGAGAUAGAGACCGGGGAGUGUCGCCAGCGGCUGGAGGGACACGAAGGGAGGGUGACGUGCCUUGUGUGGGGGACUCAAGGAAGGAUGAUCGCUUCGGGGUCGGAAGACAAGACCAUAAGAUUGUGGGACGUGGAGACAGGGGAGUGUCGACAGAUUCUCGUUGGACACACAGGAGGAGUAAAGAUGGUUGCAUGGGGGCAAGACGGGAAGACGGUCGUCUCGGGAUCAAGUGAUUGGACCGCGCGAGUGUGGAAUGUGGAGUCAGGGAGGUGCCAGCAUGUGCUGAGUGGUCAUACCGAUGAGGUGACGUGCGUUGCCUUGGAGCAGGACGAACAAAGGCUGGCUUCUGGAGCAUGGGAUGACACAGCGAGGGUUUGGGAUCUUGAGACGGGAAGAUGCAUUCAUGUACUCAAAGGACAUGGAAGGAGGCUAAGAUGCAUAGCGUGGGGGCCAGACAGAAGGAGGCUUGCUACAGGAUCUGACGAUAGCACAGUACGAGUGUGGGAUACAGCGACAGGGGAAUGCAUCCUAACGCUCGAGGGUCAUGAAGGGGCAGUAACCUGUUUGCUGUGGGAUGGGAGGACUAUCGCCUCCGGAUCCAACGAUCAUAUCGUCCGGUUGUGGGAUGCGGAUACGGGCAGGUGCCACAAGGGGCUUGAGGGGCAUACAAAUCAUGUAACAAGCAUAGCGUGGGGGCAGGACGGCCGGAGGCUUGCCUCGGCUUCAGUCGAUAAGACAGUGCGAGUGUGGGAUGUGGAGACGGAGAGCUGCUUGCAGGUGCUCAGUGGACACGACGGAGCUGUGGAGAGGGUGGCGUGGGCACAGGACGGGAGCACAAUCGCAACGUCCGUGUCUGGUGACGGGGGCGUGAGACUGAUCGACACAGAGACGUGGGAGGUACACCAAGUGCUGGCCGGGCAGGACUUAGCGUGGGGUCAGAACGGGAGUUGUAUCGCCACAGGGUCGGAAGAUGGGAGUGUCAAGGUCUGGUCGAGGCCAGCUUGGACGGGUCACGGGGUCGACUUUCUUCUGGCACAUGAUUUCAACCGGGAGGAGAGGAGCCUUAUAUGUGGAGGGGCCCAGCUGAGGGAGGAUGCUCUGCCAACAGUUUACAAGAGUUUGCUUGUGGGCAGAGGAGCCGUCACUGGAUGA